CAAAACCCCGGCAAGAACCUCCUCGCCGGCUCGCCGCUCUUGCCGCGGACCAUGGAGGCCACCGCCGCGGCGCGGCCGCUCGCCCUCCUCCUCGCUCCGCAGCCGCAGUCGCAGCUGAGGCUGAGCUUCCCGCGCUUCUCCGCUUCCACCCUCUCAUCUGCAUCCGGUGGAGGCGGGGAGUGUCGAGGGCGACGGCUGACAGUUGCCGCCGCGGCGGCCAAGAGGAGGAGGGGGAAGGGCGGGGAGGACGAGGACGAGAGGGUGGACACGCACAGCUUCGCGCCCAAGGCCGGCGAGGCCACCGGGGCGUUCCCCGAGGCCGUCCUGCUCAGAAAGAAAAUGUUGAAAGAAGACGGCCAAGUUGCACCUGAAUUUGCUGAUGCAGAAGAAGGUGGUUUUCGUUUUUCUUUGAUCCUGUUUUUUUUUUCUUGUGGUUCAUGCAAAUAUUUUUUAACCAGUCUAACCCAUACAUUUUCUUUUGCAGAGAAGCUAUAUGCGUUUCUUAAUAUUGAAAUGGAGAGUGAUUUGAAUCUAAAAAGAAUGCGGCACUAUGAAGUGGUUUACCUAAUUCAUGAGGAUCGUGUGGAAGAAGUUGAAGACGUUGUAUCAAAAGUACAAGAUUUUGUCAGAGAGAAAAAAGGAAGGAUAUGGAGGCUUAAUAAUUGGGGACUACGCAGGCUUGCUUAUAAAAUAAAGAAAGCAAGGCAUGCCAACUACAUUUUAAUGAAUUUCGAGAUACAGGCAAAAUACAUUAAUGACUUCAAGACCCUGCUAGACAAGGAUGAGAGAAUCAUUCGGCAUCUUGUGAUGAAACGAGACGAAGCGAUUACUGAAGACUGCCCUCCCCCACCAGAGUUCCACACUCUGCGAGCUCAACAGGAUAUGGAUGACGAAUAUUUUGAUGAUGAAGAUGAUGUUGAAGAGGAGCAGGAGGAGGAGGAGGAUGACAAUGGUGAACUGGAAUCCGCUGAUUACCAUGAUGAUGAUGCUGAAGCUGAUGACGAACCUGAAAUUAUUCUCGUUGAUGAAGUCGAGCGUGAUGACAACGAAAACAUUAGAAGAAGGAAUAGGACAUUGAAAAUAGAGAAGUAUGCAGCCGAGAAGGUCUUGAGGUAACUUAGAUUAGAUGUCUCUGCUUUCAUUUAGUGUAACACUGCCCCCUUAUUCCUAUACAAAGGACCACCUAUAUCUAUAUGAUUACAAAGUAAUCUCAGCUGAGUGCAUUCCCUGUACCAUGGACCACUGUUUUGAUGAUGAGAUAAGUUCUUUCUUAGGUGUUCCCUUGUAUACCUGAAGCUCAUGUUUCCAAUUCUGUCAUAUUAUUAUGCUACACGUACUACA
Molecule: messenger RNA, 1341 nt
Organism: Oryza brachyantha (malo sina)
Lineage: Eukaryota; Viridiplantae; Streptophyta; Magnoliopsida; Poales; Poaceae
Biological process (GO): translation
Cellular component (GO): ribosome; cytosolic small ribosomal subunit
Molecular function (GO): small ribosomal subunit rRNA binding; structural constituent of ribosome
Source: RefSeq, a predicted model, not a curated record